Ectocarpus sp. CCAP 1310/34 is the source of this 936-nucleotide messenger RNA. NCBI's taxonomy places the organism in Eukaryota, Phaeophyceae, Ectocarpales, Ectocarpaceae. The record is from the annotation of a GenBank genome assembly.
UAGCCCGUACAGGUACCCUUUUAACACCCUCUCGUGCAUCCUAUGCUUGUUGCGCAAGAUGGAUCGGGGCUUGUCCAUUUAUCUGUGUUCUUUGGAAGAAAAUAACUCUGUGUCUAGUCGCAGUAAUGCACCGGUUUAUCACUAGUCAUCAUUGAGAAAAAGAGUACUGUUUCAUACCAUACAUACGCCUCCGAAGCCUACUCUUUCGUGUUUCAUCUCUGCGAGCUGCGAGCUAUGGGCGAGCUGGAAGCUGGAAGUUUUUUGUGUUUUCAUUUCUUCAAGUGCGGAGACGCGGAGGCCACCGCGCGGUGCCAAUCGGGGCGAUUUUGGCGGCAAAAGAGUGACCGCGAGAUCUACAUGUCUGAACAUGGUCUUCCAAGCGGGUCUCCUGCAGCGCCUGUCAGCGAAGCACAGCAGCAAAAAAACCGUAACCAAAAAAAAAAGAGGCGCGUUUUUGGUGGCGGCAGCAGGCGAGCCGCGAAGAACCUCAGGAGAAACCAAGCCAAGUACGAACAGGCGUCGGGGCAGUCUGUGUACGCCGCCUGCGCAGCGUCAAACACACGGCGUGCGGUCGAAAGGGGCGGUGUUGCCGCCGCACAGAAAGCGCUGACAGAAAAGGAGCAUGAGUUGGUCGAAAGUAAACAGCGCGAGGCGGCAAGCACCGCUGAGUGCAGCAUGGCUCAGGAGCUCGCGCGCGAGAGCACCGAGGCGCUAAAGGAGGAGAAGGCUAAGAGAGCAGAGGCAGAGCGGUCGCAGCAAGAGGCAGAGCGGAGGAAGCAAGAGGCUGAACGAGACAAGGCGAAGGCGGAGGCGGUGGGCGUAGAUGAUGGGUGCUUCCUCGCUGCUGCUGUUUUUUUCGCCAGCAGCAGGAGGAGCACUGCUUCCUCCAGCAGGAGGAGUCCGCGCGGUCCCACCGCCCGGCGGCUGUUCGAGUGA